UGGCGGCGGAGGAGCAGGAGGAGGCCGGAGCCGGGAUGUCCGGGCAACAGCAGCAGCAACAGCCGCCGUCGCCGCAGCUCUCCUUGGCGGCCGCCGUUCCCCCGCCGGCGCCGGGGAUCCCCUCCGCCGCCGCCAGCCCCGGUCCCGCUCCGACCGCCGCGCUCCUGCUCCACCCGCCGCCGCCGCCGCCUCCGGCCACCGCGGCGCCGCCGCCGCCCGCCGCCAACACGGCCGGCAGCAGCGGGCCCGCGGCCGCGGGGGGCGGCGGUGCCGGCGCCGCGCUGGGCCUGCCGGCGGGGAGCGGCACCAGCGCCCCGGCGCCCUUCCCGCACGGAGACCCGGCCCUGAACGAACAGGAGAAGGAGCUGAAGCGGCGGCUGAAGAGGCUCUACCCGGCCGUGGACGAGCAGGAGACGCCGCUUCCCCGCUCCUGGAGCCCGAAGGACAAAUUCAGUUACAUCGGCCUCUCGCAGAACAACCUGCGGGUGCACUACAAAGGUCAUGGAAAAACUCCAAAAGAUGCUGCUUCUGUUCGAGCUACACAUCCUAUACCUGCAGCCUGUGGCAUAUACUAUUUUGAAGUUAAAAUUGUCAGUAAGGGAAGAGAUGGUUACAUGGGAAUUGGGCUUUCGGCACAGGGUGUGAACAUGAACAGACUACCAGGUUGGGAUAAACAUUCAUAUGGUUACCAUGGAGAUGAUGGACAUUCAUUUUGUUCCUCUGGAACAGGCCAACCUUACGGCCCAACGUUUACUACGGGCGAUGUCAUUGGUUGUUGUGUCAACCUUAUCAAUAACACCUGCUUCUACACCAAGAAUGGACACAGCCUGGGCAUCGCUUUCACAGAUUUGCCGCCAAACUUGUACCCUACAGUAGGGCUUCAAACACCAGGAGAGGUUGUGGAUGCUAAUUUUGGACAACACCCAUUUGUAUUUGAUAUUGAAGACUAUAUGCGAGAGUGGAGAACCAAAAUUCAAGCACAGAUUGACAGAUUUCCAAUAGGAGAUCGGGAAGGAGAGUGGCAAACAAUGAUUCAGAAAAUGGUAUCAUCUUACUUAGUUCACCAUGGAUACUGUGCAACAGCAGAGGCAUUCGCCAGAUCCACAGACCAGACUGUGCUAGAAGAAUUAGCUUCCAUUAAGAACAGACAAAGAAUUCAGAAAUUGGUUUUAGCAGGAAGAAUGGGAGAAGCCAUUGAAACAACACAACAGUUGUAUCCAAGUUUACUAGAAAGAAAUCCUAAUCUCUUAUUUGCAUUAAAGGUGCGCCAGUUCAUAGAGAUGGUGAAUGGUACAGACAGUGAAGUGCGGUGUUUGGGAGGCCACAGUCCAAAAUCUCAAGACAGUUACCCUGUUAGCCCACGGUCAUUCAGUAGUCCUAGCAUGAGUCCGAGCCAUGGAAUGAAUAUUCACAAUUUGGCAACAGGCAAAGGGAGCAGCACACACUUCACAGGGUUUGAAAGUAGUUGCAGUAACGGAGUAAUAUCAAAUAAAGCGCAUCAGUCUUACUGUCACAGUAAACACACAACCACCAGCUUGAAUGUACCAGAGCUCAACAACAUAAAUGUAUCCAGAUCACAGCAGGUUAACAGCUAUUCCAGCAAUGAUGUAGACAUGGAAACAGAUCACUACUCCAAUGGGGUUGCUGAGACUUCAUCCAAUGGCUUCCUAAAUGGUAGUUCUAAACAUGAUCACGAAAUGGAAGAAUGUGACACAGAAAUGGAAGUAGAUUCGAGUCAGUUAAGACGCCAGCUAUGCGGUGGCAGCCAAGCAGCCAUUGAAAGGAUGAUCCAUUUUGGAAGAGAAUUGCAAGCAAUGAGUGAGCAGCUAAGAAGAGAAUGUGGCAAAAACACAGUGAAUAAGAAAAUGCUCAAGGAUGCAUUCAGUUUACUUGCAUAUUCCGAUCCCUGGAGCAGCCCUGUUGGAAAUCAGCUUGACCCCAUACAAAGAGAACCAGUGUGCUCUGUGCUGAAUAGUGCAAUACUAGAGACUCACAAUCUGCCAAAGCAACCCCCGCUUGCCCUCGCCAUGGGACAGGCGUCACAGUGUCUAGGAUUGAUGGCCCGGUCAGGAAUUGGAUCCUGUGCGUUCGCCACAGUGGAAGACUACCUACACUAGCUAUGCAU
Cinclus cinclus is the source of this 2125-nucleotide messenger RNA. RefSeq names its product RAN binding protein 9 (gene RANBP9). Bases 36 to 2117 code for a protein of 693 amino acids. Gene Ontology annotation, molecular function: protein binding. The record is from RefSeq and is a predicted model, not a curated record. The transcript is spliced from 14 exons. Gene Ontology annotation, biological process: cytoskeleton organization; cell surface receptor signaling pathway. NCBI's taxonomy places the organism in Eukaryota, Metazoa, Chordata, Aves, Passeriformes, Cinclidae. Gene Ontology annotation, cellular component: cytoplasm.